Molecule: messenger RNA, 2884 nt
Organism: Oncorhynchus mykiss (rainbow trout)
Lineage: Eukaryota; Metazoa; Chordata; Actinopteri; Salmoniformes; Salmonidae
Product: transmembrane protein 221
Source: RefSeq, a predicted model, not a curated record
UCUAACUUGUAUAAAUUUGUAUAGUUUCCCCCCGGCUGUGGACUGCUUCGGACGAGCACAUCAACGCAUUGUUCCGGAGAAUCCAAGUGAAAAGUCCAUUGUUGUUGCGAAGUUUUUAAUCUGGGGAUUUAAAGAACAUCACAUGCUCGGCUGGGGGAGUGGGUGCUCGCGCACAAUACGCAAAUAACACUCUAAUUCCAUGAUCGGACUCUAAAUCACAGGUUUCUUACCUUUUCCUAUUCAAAACAUUUUUCUACACUUAAAACUACAUUUUAUGUUAGUUUGAAGCCUUUGGAAAAGAGGACCGCAAGAAGGAUCCGGAGGAUAAAGUGGAUUCCCACCGCGAUAACUUUUUCCAAGGAAGACAAGUGCGUCGACGUCAGUCCGUGAUUUAUUACCCAAAUAUGACGGUUUACAGCCAGCGGUCUUUGAUGGUCCUUGCUUUAUUAGGGAUCCUAUCAGGGAUUAUGUCUCUGCUAUCGGUCAAUCUGAUUUUCCAUUUACAAACACAACAGAUUGCUGUGAAGGAAUCUCCCCCCACCAUCUCCAUCGUGCCAACUAAUGUUUGGGCAGUGCUGAUGCCAGUGUCUACAGUGCUUUCUGCUCUGUCUCUCACGCUCAAUUUGAGCUCUGUCGUGGUCUGCCUUCUGCACAGCUACUUUACAACCGAGAUAUGCAGAGGAGAAGAUGAUACUGAAAGAGCAGACUGGUUCCUAUUGGAUAGCCGAGCUGUCCGACAUGUGGCCAUCGGACUAUUUUGCCUUGGGGUUUCAGUAUACUUAGCAGCUAUGUCCAUCUACAUGCUGCUGGUGUUUGAGGUAGAGACAGGCAUAGCGAGCGCAUGCGUACUGGCCUCGGGCAUCCUGAUUCUGCUGAUGAUCGUGAUUCACUCCCUGGUCAAAGCCGCCCGUACCGCCCAACACUACCGCGGUGGGGAACACACUGACACCUUGUACCAGAACCAGCACGGUGGGAGCACCCCUGCCGCCCGGCAAGGCAAGCUCCAAGACGGGGAAAAACCCAGGAGGCACCGCAACAACUCCCAACUCCACCGGCAUUUGUCCUACCCCCCUCCCUGCACCGACCCUAAGCAGCAUCACCAGCAUCAGUACUCCCCAUCCCACAGCCCUCAGAGCCACAGCAGUGACAAGGAGGGCUACAGUAGCGGUGGAAGUGGUUCUAGAAUGCACAGGACCCUGUCAACAGAGUCAGGGCUGCUGCAGUCUCCAUCUAAGCCCUGGAAUGGCAUUAACAAUGAGAUGCGGAGCGUGCUGGCCCGCAAGUCAGGAGCCUCCAGUAAAGACUCUACUCUGGUGUAACCUGACCUACAAAGUCUUAGCAGUUAGUACAUUCCUAACCAACCAUCAAACGUUCCGAAGAAUACAGUAUGGAUAGAAAAUAUCUGAAGCUAUUUAAAAGCUCUGAGCUAUCCCUUCAUGAUCCAAGCACCACUAAUACUAUUACUGUACAUUUCAAUACAGACAUACAGUGAAACUGUCAUUUUAAUACACCUUUCCUAACAUCUCGUUCCCUUAUUGCCUUUGUAUUGACUUUUUACACAGAAACCAUCACUAUUAAACCCUCUAGAAUGUUUACGUACUGGUAUUCCAAUGGAAAAUGUUAGUAACUUAUAGCUACAGCUAAUGCUAUAGUUGCUACGUGAUUAUACAAUUUAACAAGUGGCAGAGAAAUGCUUUAUAUUUUCAAAGUUGUUUGGUAAAGACCAAAAGGUGGUCUUUGAAAUAUAUUGCCAAAACUGUAUAUUACACAAUGUGUAGAUAAAUUUGGUAGUGUUUAGUCUGCAUACUGUGAAACAAACAUAAGUCAUAACUUUGAAUAAAGGUUGUGAGUAUGUUGAUACAAAACACUGUGUAAAAAAUAAAGUGGAGCAUUUUAAGUAAACCAGUAUUAGCACAUUCAGCUUCAUUCUAGUGCACUUACUUGAAAGUCAAGAGAGUGCCUAGAAGUCCUUGAGUCCAAGUAUAGCUUUGAGUGAUGCCUGAGGAACGACUAACCUUGGACAGCGUCUUCCAGAGGUCAGGAGGAAGUGGAUGGGGGAUGUGGUGGAGUGGCAGGGGGAAUGGGAGAGGGGGUCGCUUCAUGUGCGCUGCAUGCAUGUGCCAAUGGAGGGAAAUAAUAAAGUAAACAGAACUGAGACACAAAAAUGGCAAAUAAAAUAAUGCAAAGAAAGGAUGAUUGCACAGGAAAAUAACUACAAACAAUAAAUGGUGGCCCACGUCUAUGAAAAAGUUACCUUGGCUUUCACUCAAAAGGAGUUCAUAAGCCUCAUCAACUCCACCCUUGAGCAGGGAGAUUGUGUUUUUUCUCCUCAGCAGUGAUGAGUGGGUUGUGGGCAAUCAGACAAAUGAAGGAUACAGUGUUGUUACUGUGUAAAGGACACAGUGUUAUUAUGGUUUCCCAGAGCCAAAGUGAGUGGUUGUUUACUGCCUCUUACCUGCGCCCCUGGGAGGUGCUGAUCUGUUCCUUCAUGCUGAUGGCUUGACGAAGGAGGCCAUCGAUGCUUUUGAAGUACAGGCUGCUGUUUGUCAUGCUUUUCACUGCACUGGAAAUGAAAAUAUGAAUGUGUGUUAACAAAUACAACAUUGAAUUGCCGAUCAAUGUUUUCAAUAUAAUUAAAAUCCUAAACAGUAGACUUUAGACCAUGACUCCAAUUCCAUCGCAUAACUUUGGGUCAUUGGACACCCCCUUUAGCCUUGUGGGAAAUGCCCUGGCACUGCCCGAUGCACCUGGCUGUGUUGAGUAACACUUGCCUAAUAAAUCUGACUUUUAUACCAAUUCUUGGUAUACAGUCUGAAACAAAGCACUGCAAAAUCGUAGAGUUUAAUGACAAGCCAGAAUGUUGAAUAAAUUACAUUUGAACUUU